Carcharodon carcharias (great white shark) is the source of this 4128-nucleotide messenger RNA. Its product is annotated as kelch domain-containing protein 8A-like. The coding region runs from base 278 to 1330 and encodes 350 amino acids. Gene Ontology annotation, molecular function: protein binding. The transcript has 6 exons. The record is from RefSeq and is a predicted model, not a curated record. NCBI's taxonomy places the organism in Eukaryota, Metazoa, Chordata, Chondrichthyes, Lamniformes, Lamnidae.
AGUAGCGUCAACCGUGAGCAGAGUCACGUUUGACAAGACCAUCGACAGGUUAAACUCCUCUUACAGCCGGUAUACAGACAAACAGCGUGAGGAGCAAAACCCUCAGUCUCAACCCCCGUCAUAUUGAGUAAGCACUUGCACCCGAUUGAUGCAAGAAAGGUCUCUGGAAGUAAAGACUAGACUUACCAUGAUGGUCUUCUAAUUCUGACGCUUCGGAGAGCUGCUUGACAGGAAGAGGCGAUGAAUUCCUGCUAGCUAACGCACACGGUCAAAUGCCAUGGCUGUGCCCAGCGCCAAGUCAUUCCACUGGCAACCCCUGGCACCCUUGCCUGUUGGCCGGGUCUACUGCACACCUGUGGAGAGCGGGGGUCAGCUUUACCUCAUCGGAGGCUGCGAUGAGGAUGGGACCCCGAUGAGCAACUGUGAGGUUUACUCCCCGGAGGCCAAUCAGUGGACCACUCUGCCACCCAUGCCCACACCACGAGCGGGCGUAGCUGUGGCUGGCCUGGGCAAACAGAUAUUGGUGAUUGGGGGCAUGGGAGUUUAUCAGAACCCCCUGUCAACAGUGGAGAUGUACAACGUGGAAGAGGGCAAGUGGGAACAGAAGAGUUCCUUGUGUGAAGCCACCAUGGGAGUGUCGGUGACUGUAAAAGACUGUUGCGUGUAUGCAGUGGGCGGAAUGGGAUCAGACAUGUGUCCACAAACCAACCUCCAGCAAUACGAUAUCAUGAAGGAUCUCUGGCUCUCACUCCCUGCCAUGCCUACACCCAGAUAUGCAGCCAGCACCUUCCUUCGAGGUAGCAAGAUCCAUGUAUUUGGCGGGAGACAAGCAAAGAAUCCGGUCACCGCCUUUGAAGUCUACGACAUUGAGGCCAAGUCAUGGACCAAGUUUCCGAGCAUUCCUGGCCGGCGAGCCUUCUCGAGCUGCGUGAUGACUGAGAAGAAUUUCUUUAGUCUCGGAGGCUUGCAGCAGGCUCGAGGCUACAAGAGGCCCAAGUUUGUUCGGACUGUCGAUGUGUUUGACAUUGAGCAGGGAGGCUGGAUGAAGACAGAGCAUCGCUUAAACAUGAAGAAGAGGAGAGCAGACUUUGUGGCUGCGAAUCUCCAAGGCAGGGUGAUAGUGGCUGGAGGUCUAGGUGACCAGCCGAUGGUCCUGGGCUCAGCCGAGGCCUUUCACCCGAUUAAGAACAGGUGGGAGCACCUGCCACCCAUGCCCACCGCCCGCUGCACCUGCUCCAGCAUCGUCUUUAAGAACCGUCUCUUGGUCAUUGGCGGGGUGUCACGUGGGCCCAGCAACGCUGUGGAAGCUCUGUGCCUGGCGGACUCGUAGAUGCCAGCAGUGGCUGAGACAACAGAGGAUCAUUCGUCCAGGGCCGCGUACACAAAGCAAAAAUACCUGGAAAACCUGGGCAGGUCUGGCAGCAUCUGCGGAGAAGAGCGCUGUCAACGUUUCGAGUCCGAAUGACCCUUCGACAGAACAAGCCUCUGGCUUGAGGGUUUAAUUGCUUUUUGCUGCUGGAUUAUUCAACUUGAAGGCUGUUGCAUUCUCUUCUCAGCCCCAGCGAAGUGUCGGAACACAGGGGGGGGGAGCUAAAUUCCCUUCCAUGCCUCAGGCCAGGGCAGACAAACCUCUCAGCUCUGUCAUCUUCCUUCUGUGAUUCAGUUCAGCCAUUUCAAUGAGGCCUUGGUUCACAAUUGCACCGUUCCUUCCCCAUGGAACACAAGGCUUCAUCCAGAGAACUUUCUACACCCUCACUCCUUCCCUUCCCUCCUCAGCGUCUCCUCCAGACCUCAGGGAGUUUAUCCAAGAGAUUUUUUUUCUUCUCCUGGAAGUAGCGGCCGCUGAUCUGUUAACUGCCUUGGAGAUGGAGUACAUUUUUCAAUUGAGGAAAUUGUUUGAAGGGCUGGGUCACCAGUGCCAAUCGCGCCCAAAUUGAACAGAGCGCAUGGGCAGAAGAAGAUUCAUCACCCAACUUAAUCGAUUAAUCAGGAGCAGGCUGGUUGAAAAUAAGAUUUCAUCUCUUAAUUGUGAUGAUAUGCCUCGACUGAGAAUGUGAACAGACCUCAGCUUUGUCUCGGUUAUGUGAAAGGCCAGACAACCUUUCACAUAACUGAAUACAGAGUCUGCACAAAGGAACUAAUUCAGACAAAGCCCCUGAGCACAAGCACCUGUGGACAAUUCUUGAUGUUGAAUAAGUGUUGGGCUCAUCAGUCGUGAACAAAUGGGAAAGGCCCCUUGAUUCCCAGCAUGAACAGAUGCUAGUUGAUUUUGGUAGACACACCACAGGAGGGAAUUCCAAUUGACUUCUUAUGGUUCUUCCCCAUGGCACUGCUGUGCCACAACCCACACAAAGGGUGUACCGGUUCAGGGUGCAAGGCACUGAAGCUGUUAACCAACAAGGCAGCCAAUUGGACAACCUAGCAAACACAUAUUAGGAAAUUGCAGAGCGUGUGAUCCGGCUGAUUGUUCCUUCACACUGGUGUGAUUAUAAUGUAUUAGUGUAUGUGCGUUGUUCUCUGUUUUGUAACUGUAUACAACUGAUGUAAUUCAGCAGUAUUACCAUAUACCUCAGCCCUUAGACUACAGUAUCACAGAAUCAUUACCACACACGAGGCCAUUCCACCCGUCGUGUCAGUGCUGUCUCUCUGAAGGAGUAAUUCACCUUGUGCCACACCCCCACCUUCUCCUCUUAGACCCACACAUUCCUCCUUUUCAGAUAAUAAUCCAAUUCCCUCUUGAAUGUCUCGAUUGAACCUGUCUGUGCCACACUCUCAGGCAAUUUAGUCUAAACUCUGUGGCUACCGCUUAUCAGUCUGAAAUAUCAUUAGAGUUAGAUAAAGGUUUAAAGUACCUGGACUUAGCUACCAGUGGAAGUCUGAACAUGUACUUUAAUCAGCGUGAGCAGUAUUCAUGUACGUUUGCUUCUGUGUUUGAAGAUAUUUCCACUUGUGGGGAAUUCCAAAAUUCAGCGUCAUGAAUAUAAGAUGGUCACUGAUAAAUCCAAUAGUUCACUAGGUAGUAGUUGCUCGGAGAAACUCCUUUACUCAGACAAGACUGAGGCUGUUAACUAACCAGGCAGCCAACUGGAUGAGCUAGGAAAUUGUAGAAAAGUGCAAACCUGGCUGAUUGUUCCCUCAUACUGCAAUGUCACUAGUGUGAUCAUAAUAUUAACUGUAUUAGUAUAGAUACACUAUUCUCUGUAUUGUGACUGUGUAUACAGUUGUUAAAAUUCAGCAGUAUUACCAUGUACCUCAGCCCGCAGGCAACAGAAUCACAGAAUCAUUGCAACACAGGAGGUCAUUCCACCUAUUGUAUCUGUGCUGAUUCCCUGAAGGAGCAAUUCACCUAGUGCCAUUCCUCCACCUUCCCCCAUAGCCCUGCACGUAGAGUGUGAUGUGGAGGAAAAUAGCAUAGGUGUCUUCAAGGGGGAGCUAGAUAAGCACCUGACAGAGAAAGGUUAUGCUGAUAGGGUGAGAUGAAGGAGGUGGGAAGGAGGUGUCAGAGCAUAAAGACCGAUAUGGCCAGUUGGGCUGAAUGGCCUGUUUCUGUACUGUAAUUUUUUAUGUAGGGUAUUACAUGCCCACACCUUGUCACUCCACAUUCCUGAUAAUGGGAUGUAUUGCCAAAACAGAAGGAGCAAUUGGAGCAGCGAAGUCCGGCCCUUUGGAAUUCUUGCCCCUCCAGGGCUGGGGAUGCUCAGUCAUUGAGUAUACUCAAGAUUUUUGAAUACAAAGGAAAUUCCAGGAUAUGGGAUGGGUGGAAUGGGAAAGUAGGGUUGAAGAUCAGCCAUGAUAUUAAUGAAUGGUGAAGUAGGCAUGAGAGGCCAUCUGGUCGACUCCUGUCCCUACUUCUUAUUUCCUUGUGAGUUAUAAAGAAAAUGUAGUAAAGUGGAUACCACGGCUGGAGUUUUCUAGCUCCCCUCCUCCUCCGCACACGCACCCCCCCUCCCUGCGGCAGGUGGGUGGAGAAUUCCAGCCCACAUAUCCAAUCCCACAUCCUGCACAUCCACCAGCCCCCGCGCCCCCUUCAUUCCCAUUGGGAUGGGCCUUGAAAUGAAGAUCAGGUGUGCCGAGACUCAAAUUCCAACACCUGGAAACCUUAGAGAGGAAGAGAAAGUGGAAUAAGGU